AUGUACCGUAAUAUUAACACAAUUACUAUACUAUCGGACGAUAUGUCGGAACAGAGAUUCAAGAAGAAGUGUUUGGUUUGUGGCGACAAAGCUCUCGGCAAGAAUUUCGACGCCCUUUCCUGUGAGUCGUGUAAAGCCUUUUUUAGACGGACGGCACUCAAGAAUAUUGAGUUGAGGUGUGAAUUUAGCGACAGCUGCAAAAUCGAUGUCUACACCAGAAGAUUCUGUAUGAAGUGCCGGUUACGGAAGUGCUUCGAGAUUGGCAUGAAAAAGGAAUGGAUUCUAACGAGUGAUGCGAAGAAAGAGAGGAAACAGAAGAUUGAGUUGAAUAAAAAGCGAAAACAAAGCGUGGGAUCCGUUGGCCAGUCGUCGGACUCGACGAUGACGUCGUCGCCGGGCAGUAGUUCCCAGUCGUGCGACGACUCGACCGCUGGCCUCGAAAUUCCCGACACUUUCGAUGCGCUGGACUUAGACUUAGACCUAAACCUCGACCUCGAUAUCGACGAGAUUAACACUCAGAUCACAGAAAUCGAGAAAUACAUAGAAGUGGACGAAGAGGUGGUCGACGGCAACGGCGACGACGAUUGGGACGAGAUAUCGGACGAGACGUAUGAGAAGGCCGUGGAGUUGGAGUUCUCUGUGUUGCCGAUCGCACGACCCGUCACUAAUCACUUCACAUUCAACGAGUUAGAGGCCAAUAAGUUGGCCGAACUAUUCAGCGCCACAUCGUUUUUCCACGAGAAACAGACGCCGUUUGCCUCCCAAUCGUUGGCGACCACUGAUCAGGAUCUGAUGAACUGCAUGUCGUUUAAGUUUGAGCAGCAAAUACAUAGGAUAAUCAAGAUGUCCAAAGCGUUUACCGCGUUCAACAGUAUUAUCGAGGCCGACAAAAUGACAUUGAUCAGAGAGGGCGUAUUGGACCUGUUUUGCAUUCGUUCCGUGCCCUUAUAUGAUCAUGUCAACAAGAGUUUGGACGACGAGAAAUCAGUGAUAUUUGAUUUGGAAGCGUUCAAAAAGAUGCCAAUCAAUGUCUAUGAGUUAUACGUGAAGUUUUUGAAUCAAAUAUGCAAAGAGUGGGAAUCGGAUCCAAUUGUUCUCGAUUUGUUGACGGCAAUAGUGUUAUUUAACCCUGAUCGGCCUAAAAUUGAAAACAAACAGUUUGUUAAUUUGGGCAAUAAUUUUAAGCUCAAUAUGACCAAAAAAGACCCUGAUCAUAUGUCACCGCUCAUGAAGGAGCUUUUUGUUGAACCAAAUACUAGCGAGAAGUAUGUCGAUUGUAUGGGAGAUAAUAACAGCACAAAGAUUAUUAUGAAUGAGAGAGAAAUGUCCGAAAUAUGUGGUGUUUGUGGAGAUAAAGCAAACGUUAGUCGUCCGGACGAUUCAAUCAAUGAUUUAAAUUAUAACUCAUUUCAUGAAUCCUUUGCCAAAGAUAUCGCAAGAGAUGAGACAAUGGACUCAAUGUCUGUGACAUAUGCCAGACGUCCCAUAACUGACUACAGGAAUAAUUUCAAUGAAAUAGAGGGCAAACGGAUCACUGAAUUGUUGAGCGCCACGAAUGAGAUGAGAAGAUCAUCACCCGAUGGCCGGACGUGUCUUAUCAAACACCCCCUCAUAGAGGAGGCCUGUAAGGCAUGGGCUCACAAAUGUGUCCAAGAAGUGGACAAAUUGGUCAAAAUGUCUAAAUGUUUGGUUGCAUUCAACCGGAUCUGCGAUAACGAUAGGAUUGCGCUCAUAAAGUAUGGCUCAGUGGAGGAGCGAAACAAUUCAGUUGUAUUGCGAAUGGAUUUACUAAAAGAGUACAGAAAAUCACUUUUCGAUGCUUACGACCGCUUUAUCAGACAUAUUGGCCCGGAAUGGGAUUCAGACACUAUUAUUAUAGAUUUGUUAACAGCAAUUGUAAUAUUCAAUCCCAACCGACCAGAUCUUAUGGACAAACAACAAGUUCAAGUGGAGCGGGAGAUAUACAUGCAAUUACUGCUCCGGUAUUUACUAUUGAGAUACCGAUGCGAUCGCGAGUCGACCUCUAAAUUAUGGCAAGCGCAUCAACGGAACUAUCGGCUUAAAGAUCCUAAACUCGUACCCCCACUGCUAAGGGAGGUGUUUGAAGUGGGUUACACGGGCAAACUGGGAAAUAGCGAUUUCAUUAAAUCAUGUCUGAUAUGCGGUGAUCGGGCGACCGGAUAUAAUUUCAAUGCUGAAUGGAUUCUAAACUCCGAGCAAAAGAAUAUUCGGCGAAAUAAGAUCGAAGAGAAUCGACAGAAGCGGAAGAAUAGCACCAGAGAUGACGGCGACAACACAUCCACCGACUCUUCGUUCGCACAUUUCACGAAUCAAAUUGAGAAAAUGGUAACCAAAUUGAUGGACAAUAGUCGGCCGAUACUAUCAUCUAAUGUUAUAUCGGAUGCGAUAUACGAAAUGUCAGUCAUUCCGAUCGCCCGACCCGUCAAUCCAUUAACAGACCAAUUGAAUGACAUUGAGAUGAAUAGAUUGGCGCAACUGUUGAACGCAAUGCUUGUACUGAAGUCACCCAUAAUUGCCAUCACAUCCGAGGCUAUGACCGAAGACGACGGUUGCGAUGUCUGGCGCUAUCAUUGCGAACAAGAGAUCCUUAAGAUCACCAAAAUGUCGAAAUUGUUGGAACCGUUUCAGAAGUUGUGUCCGAAUGAUCAAAUCGCCCUGGUCAAAUAUGGCUGCGUGGAAAUGCACUUUCUCAGACUAACCAUACAUUAUAACUUUGAUAAUGAAUACUGGAGUGUGAAUAUUCCCGAGUGGGAGUCCGACCCUAUUAUUCUCGAUAUUUUGACGGCAAUCUUACUCUUCAAUCCGGAUCGUCCAAACCUAUUGUAUAGAGAAAUGGUUAAACUGCAACAACACAUUUACAUGUAUUUACUUCAACGCUAUGUAAUGACAAGAUAUCCGACAAAAUACGAGUCAAAUACCAAAUUCAUGCGAUUAAUGUCUACAAUGAUUGACUUGAAUAUAGUCAGGGAAUCACAUGUAAAACAUAUGGAAUUAGAGGCAUAUAAACUGAGUCCAUUGCUCCGGGAGAUAUGCGACCUUGUUUUUAAAUAA
Messenger RNA from Medioppia subpectinata, 3072 nucleotides. NCBI's taxonomy places the organism in Eukaryota, Metazoa, Arthropoda, Arachnida, Sarcoptiformes, Oppiidae. The record is from the annotation of a GenBank genome assembly.